AUGGCCGUCCAGUCAACACUUCGGGAGGAUCCUCUCUUGACCCUCUAUCGCCAUUACUCCGAUCUCGUGCGCUCCAAAUUACGACAUGCCUCCAAGACCACACGCCUGAUAGCGACCGUUGCCCUACUAUUCUCCAUCGUCACCUCCGGGUAUGGGGGCUACAGGUGGUUCCGAGCGAGAGUCAAGGAGCGAGCCCAGGGCCGCCGGCUAUUACGACGCAACUCCGGUAUCCGGGGUAAGGAUGGUUCCCGUACCAUCUACGUACCAUAUAAGGAUUCAUUGACCUCGAAGGUCUUGAUCCACCCAACCAAACCCACGACCUUUGACGCCCAUCGUCGGCUGUUCCUGAACCCCCCUGCCUCGGCUCGCAGCAAGAAUGACGCAUCGACGAGUCAGAUCCCUCCUCCCGCCACCAAGCCUGGUCUCAACUUGGCCUUCCUACAUCAGUUCUUGAGCUUGGGAAGCAUCAUGGUCCCGCGAUGGGGGAGCAAGGAGACCGGAUUGUUGAUGAGCCAUGGGCUCUUCCUCUUGAUGCGAACAUACCUCUCACUGCUGAUUGCGCGGCUGGAUGGUGAGAUUGUGAGGGAUCUAGUUGCCGGCAAAGGGAAAGCCUUCCUUUGGGGCAUCCUCAAGUGGUGCGGAAUUGGAACUCUCGCUUCGUACACAAAUGCGAUGAUCAAGUUCCUUCAGUCGAAGGUUUCCAUCGCAUUCCGGACUCGGUUGACUCGGUACAUUCACGACCUGUAUCUGACCGACAAUAACAAUUAUUAUAAGUUGAUGAAUCUGGACGGUGGAAUUGGCCAAGGUCCCGACCAGUUCAUCACACAGGACCUCACGCUCUUCUGCACGGCUGCUGCAUCACUAUACUCCUCGAUGGGCAAGCCGUUGGUAGAUCUGUUUGUGUUCAACUACCAGCUGUAUCGCUCGCUCGGUCCACUCGCUCUGAGUGGUAUUCUAGCGGGGUACUUCAGCACUGCUGUCCUGCUACGGAAACUCUCUCCGCCGUUUGGAAAGCUCAAGGCGGUGGAGGGCAAGAAAGAGGGUGACUUCCGUGGUCUGCACUCUCGACUCCUAGCAAACGCUGAGGAAAUUUCCUUCUAUGGCGGAGCAGAUACCGAGCGGAUAUUCCUAGUCAGGAGCUUCAAGGAUCUGCAGCGAUGGAUGGAAGGCAUUUACAGCCUUAAGAUCCGAUAUAACAUGCUCGAAGACAUGAUCUUGAAGUACUCAUGGUCCGCAUUUGGCUACCUCAUCACUUCAUUGCCUAUCUUCCUUCCCGCCUGGGGCGGAUCGGGCGGUAAAUUGGAGCUGGCGAACGCACCCGAAGGGAUGGGCCGAGAGCGCGGCCGUAUGAAGGAGUUCAUCACCAACAAACGUCUUAUGCUUUCAUUGGCCGAUGCAGGAGGCCGCAUGAUGUACAGCAUCAAAGACAUUUCCGAACUGGCCGGCUACACCUCUCGCGUCUACGGUCUCAUUGCCACUCUGCACCGUGUCCACGCAGAUGCCUACUACACCCCUCCCGGCGCUCACCCCGAAUUGUACUCCCUUGCCGAUUCCCAAGGCACCACGCACAAUGGCUUCGACGGGCUCCGUCUGGAACAGGUUCCUAUCGUUGCGCCAUCCCUCUACCCAAUGGGAGGUGAUGAGCUCAUCGAGUCACUCUCAUUCAUCGUCCAUUCCGGCGACCACCUUCUUAUCUCUGGCCCCAACGGCGUCGGCAAAUCCGCCAUUCCACGUAUCGUCGCCGGCCUCUGGCCCGUCUACCGCGGGUUGGUCAGCCGACCCCGCGGAUUCGGUCUCGACGGCAUCAUGUUCCUCCCACAGAGACCAUACCUCAGCGUCGGCACCCUGCGCGACCAAGUCAUCUACCCACACACGGAGAUCGACAUGCGCGAGGCCGGCGAGUCAGACGCUGCACUGCAGAAGAUCCUCGACGACGCGCAUCUGGGAUACUUACCGCAACGUGAGGGCGGCUGGGACGCUCGCAAGGAGUGGAAAGACGUUCUCAGUGGUGGUGAGAAGCAGCGCAUGGGUAUGGCCCGGCUAUUCUAUCAUGAGCCGCGGUAUGCGUUCAUGGACGAGGGCACUUCGGCUGUCUCUUCAGACGUCGAGGGCUUGUUGUAUGAUAAUGCCAAGGAGCGUGGAAUCACGCUCAUUACCAUCUCGACGCGGGCGUCUUUGAAGAAGUACCAUACCUUUAACUUGACUCUUGGUCUUGGUGCUGAAGGCGAGGCCUGGGAAUUUGAGAGAAUCGGCACUGAGAAGGAGAAGCUGGGUGUUGAGAGGGAGUUGCAGGAGUUGCGCAAGCGUUUGGAUAAGGUUGAUGAGUGGAAGCAGCGUCGCGAGGAGAUUGAUGCUGAGCUUCAGAAGGUCUGGGCGAAUGGUGCUGAGGUUGCACCACCACCUUAUCAGGAGAAGCAUUCUGGGUCUGAAGAUCUUGAGGGAAGUGCAGAAUAUGCGAAUUGA
This is a messenger RNA of Penicillium brevicompactum, 2463 nucleotides long. It is a transcript of the gene pxa1, whose product is annotated as putative peroxisomal ABC transporter (PXA1). Lineage: Eukaryota; Fungi; Ascomycota; Eurotiomycetes; Eurotiales; Aspergillaceae. Gene Ontology annotation, biological process: long-chain fatty acid import into peroxisome; very long-chain fatty acid catabolic process; fatty acid beta-oxidation. The transcript has a single exon. Gene Ontology annotation, cellular component: peroxisomal membrane. Bases 1 to 2463 code for a protein of 820 amino acids. Gene Ontology annotation, molecular function: long-chain fatty acid transmembrane transporter activity; ABC-type transporter activity; ATP binding. The record is from RefSeq and is a predicted model, not a curated record.